Adineta ricciae is the source of this 984-nucleotide messenger RNA. NCBI's taxonomy places the organism in Eukaryota, Metazoa, Rotifera, Eurotatoria, Adinetida, Adinetidae. The record is from the annotation of a GenBank genome assembly.
AUGUCAUCUUCUUCGGAAACAUCUUACACACUCGCAGCAGAGCAAAUAACUAUCUAUGGUAGUUUUCUGCUAUUCGUCCUGGGUGUAGUAGGCUCACUACUCAAUAUUCUUGUUUUUCUUACUCUUCGCACUUUCCGACAAAGCUCAUGUGCUUUUUAUCUGACUGCCAUGUCUGGCGUUAACUUAGGAUACUUACUAAGUUCCGUAUUACCUCGCGUUCUGUUAGCGCUGUAUGAUAAUGACGGAACCGAAAAUUCGUUAUUUUAUUGCCGGUUUCGAAACUACUUAUCCACAGUGUGUUCAAUCUUAUCUUUAACAUGUUUUUGCUUAGCUACCAUGGAUCAAUAUUUCGCUACAUGUACUCGAUCUCGAUUUCAUCGAUGGUGUAAUAUCAAAGUAGCUCAACGCUUGGUCAUAAUUUUUAGUGUUGUAUGGAUUCUACAUAGUCUCCCAUAUUUUUUUCUCUUUAAUCAUGUUCGUUCGCCAAUUUCUCAAAAAAACAGCUGUGUCAUGACAAACACCUUCUAUAUCCAAUAUCGUGCCUACUGCAUUGUUAUUGUUCUCAUGGGCGUUUUACCUAUGUCCAUCACAAUUAUAUUCGGCUCAAUGGCUUAUCAUAACGUUCAACAAUUAGCAUAUCGGACAGUUCCGAUCGUUCGACAACAAUUAGAUAAACAACUGACAGUGAUGGUCCUAACACACGUUGUUCUCGAUUGUUUUGCUAUAAUACCAUUCACUGUUUCGUAUAUUGUUCAAUUGAAUACAAAGCAAAUAAACAAUGCAGCGGUGACAACAGCAAUUCAUCUUGUUUACAAUACUGCCGUCGUCGUCAGUUAUUUGCAUUUUUCAAGCCCAUUCUAUAUUUAUAUUUGCGUGUCCGAAAGAUUCCGUCGACAAUUACUUCGCGUCUUGCAGAAUAUUCAUUUUAAACUAUUCAAACCAAAACCAAAAAUAGAUAUCAACCGGGUGGCGCCUACAGAUUAA